AUGGCGGCCUGCCUGCCCCGGGGCUGGCUGCCCUCGCUGCUCACCGUGGUCCUGCUGAGCCUCCGCAGCCCCGCGAUGGCCCCCGAGCUGGUGACAUCCCAAGACGCUGCACUGCUGGAGGAGGUGCGCGAGGACAUCCUCUGCUUCUCCCGCUCCUUCGAGGACCUCACAUGCUUCUGGGAUGAGGAAGAGGAGGCGAGCGGGAUGAGCCACUUCUACUACUGGGACGUGCCCACGGCGUGCGCAGUUUCCACGCAGCGCCGCGAGGCCGGCGGGACGCGGCACGUCUGCGCCUUCCCCAGCCAGGACGUGCGGCUCUUCACCCAGCUCCACGUCCUCGUCCUGGACGCUGCCACCAACCAGACCAGGCACCAGCGGGAGCUCAGCGUGGACGUGGUGGGUCUCAUCGCCCCCCCGGUGAACGUCAGCGCCCGCUGGGCCGGAGCCACGGGGCAGCUCCACGUGUCGUGGCAGCCACCACUCCCUGACUACCCAAACUUCUUCCUCUACGAGGUGCGCUACAGCGCCGUGAGCCCCGCGGGGACGCCCCACGGCACAGCGUGGGACCCCGGCAAGCAGCACACCGGGGACAGGGACCCCCCCACCCAUCUGAGCAGCAGCACCCACCCGCCCACGGCCGGGGGAGCCGCAGCCUCCCCGCGAGCAGGGCAGGGGCUGGUGCAGGCCGACACCUGGGUGGUUCUCCAGCACCUGCGGCCGGGGGUGAGGUACCACAUCCAGGCGCGCACCAAGCCCGACGGCACCUCCAUGGACGGCGUGUGGGGGCCCUGGUCGCAGGCGGUGGCCGCGGAGACACCCCACUCCUCCGGGGACAUCGGGCUGUGCUGCAGCACCCCUGACCUGCAGCACAUGCGCUGCGAGUGGAGCUGGGACCCCGCGGAGCACAGCAGCUCCCACGAGCUCUUCUACCAGGAGACUCCACGUGGGGCUGGCAUAAGGGAAGAUAUGUGGCAGCGGUGCCAGGAGGCCAGCGUGGGGAUGCAGGGAGCCCACACCUGUACCUUCCAGCCCAGCAAUGACAGCGCCAUCGCCGUCCUGGUGAACGUCACCCGGCCCCACGUGCUGCCCAGGCUCAGCUACUUCAAGGAGCCCUUCUGGCUGCACCAGGCCGUCCUCACGGAGGCCCCGCAGCUGGUGGAGGCGGCGGUGGCACAGGGCCAGCUGAGCCUGCAGUGGCUGCCGCCCCUGGAGGAGCUGGCGGAGCAGCUGGAUUACCAGGUCCGCUACGCCGCCGAGAGCAGCCCCGGCUGGAAGGUCCUGCAGGUCCCGCGGGCGGCCAGGGGAGAAGUCCUGGACUUGCGGCCAGGCGCCCGCUACCGUGCCCAGGUGCGGGCCCGAGCCGGGGGGCCGCGGUACCAGGGCAGCUGGAGCGCCUGGUCCAAACCCGUCGUGGUCGACGCCUCGGCCGACGCCGGUAAGGGUCGGGAGGUGUGCUGAGGGGCGCGGGGCUGGGCGUGUGAUGGGGUCCUGGGCUGCGCCCAGCACCACCACCGCUGCUCCCCCGAGGCAGGCUGGAUCAUCCCGAGCGUGACGGUGCUGCCGCUGGUCUUCACGGGAGCGCUGCUGGGGCUGCGGUGCACCUUCCCCUCCCUGUACAGCAGCGUGAAGCAGCGGCUGUGGCCGCCCGUCCCCGACCUGCACCGCGCCCUGGGCAGCUUCCUGCACGACGGCGGCAAGCAGGGGCAGCCGCAGGCCUUCUACAAGCAGCCGCCGGAGGAGGCGGUGCUGCCCUGCCUGCUGGAGGUGCUGCCCGCCCCGCCGGGCGCCCUGACACCGCCGACGCCGGAGCCCGCCGCCGGCCGGCCGCUGCCCCGCGCCGGGGCGCCCAGCACCGACAUCGCCAACCAGUCCUACCUGCUCGUCAGCGGCUGGGAGCCGCGCGGGCCGCCCUGAGCCGCCCCCCCCCCCCCCCCAUAA
Messenger RNA from Cygnus atratus (black swan), 1938 nucleotides. RefSeq names its product MPL proto-oncogene, thrombopoietin receptor (gene MPL). Gene Ontology annotation, biological process: positive regulation of cell population proliferation; cytokine-mediated signaling pathway; hemopoiesis. NCBI's taxonomy places the organism in Eukaryota, Metazoa, Chordata, Aves, Anseriformes, Anatidae. The record is from RefSeq and is a predicted model, not a curated record. Gene Ontology annotation, molecular function: protein binding; cytokine receptor activity. Gene Ontology annotation, cellular component: external side of plasma membrane; membrane.